Molecule: messenger RNA, 885 nt
Organism: Drosophila elegans
Lineage: Eukaryota; Metazoa; Arthropoda; Insecta; Diptera; Drosophilidae
Product: membrane-associated progesterone receptor component 1
Exons: 1
Coding region: 147-839 (230 amino acids)
Source: RefSeq, a predicted model, not a curated record
AGAAAUAACAAUUUGAGUGCUAGUGGAAUUGAAUUUAGAACUUAAAAAUUCCAAAUACGAAAAUUUUGUGAACAACCGCAUUGAUAAACAAAUUCAGUAUUCUGCUUAGUACCAUUUCGACCAAAUCAAAAUACCAGUAUCGGAACAUGGAUGAGGUGUUGGGACACUUGGGCUGCAUGGUCAGCAUUGUGUUGACCUUAUGUGUGGCUGUCUUGGGAUAUUUUCACUAUCACCUGAGAAAUGGCGGAGGCAAUCGAAUAGAUGCAAACAAGUUGUUUGCGCCCAAUCUGCCGGAUUUGCCGCCAAUCAAACUGACCUUAGCUCAGUUACUGGGAUUUGAUGGGACACGGAGUGAUGGGAGGAUACUGGUGGCGCUGAAGGGAAAGAUCUACGACGUCUCCAACGAUCUGCCAGAGUUCGGUUUGGAUGGUACCCUAUCUCAUGUAGCUGGCAGGGAUUUUACCCAUUAUCUUAACAUGAUAAUGAACUUGCACGAUACCAAGAUCAACUAUGUGCAUCGUUGGGAAGCCAUUCUGGAGACAAAUUAUUCUCGUGUCGGAAUCUUAAUCGAUGAGCUUGGCAAUCCCCUUUUUCAGACCACGAAUAAUGUGGGGGUUGAGAGUUCAGGAAAUGCUGAAGAAGUGCGGGAGGAUCAGGAUGAUGUUGUGGAAGCAGUUAAAAUCACUGAAACUAAUUCAGAAACUAAGAUUUCAAAUGGUAUGCCGAAAAAGACAUUGAGUGAGGUUCUUACAGCGGAAACCUCGUCAUCGGAUACAGUACCUCAAAAAUCUUUUAUGGAUGCAAAUUUAGAUAGCAUGGUUAUUAAGGAAAAUCUCUGAUCAUUGAUAAAAAUUAAAAUUGAGAUCCAGCUUUGGAUGUUUAAUA